AUGGUAACAAUUGUUUCGUAUGCCCAAGAAUUCACCGUGGAAAUCAGUGACCAAGAACCAGUCUUGGAGAUCAAGAGAAGAUUAGGACAGUUUCUUGAAAUCCCGACAUCUUCCAUCACGCUCUCUGUCUCAGGCUGGGAACUUCUCGAUGGCCUCGACAUGGAAGAUUACCCGAUCAUCUCUCACGGAACCAGCAUCCAUCUCACAGUAAAUCCCAUUUUCACCGCACCCCUUUACAACCUCUCCGGUAAAAUCCACGUCAACGUGAAGUUCCCUUCGAAACAAAUCACCGUCCAAGUGGACAGAACCGACACGGUUCGUAGUUUGAAGGAAAAGAUUCACAUAAUCGACGAGGCACCGAUCAAGAGGAUGCAGCUGUACUGCAACGGGAUUGAGCUCGAGGACGAUUUUCGGAAUCUAUACGAAUACGGAAUCAAGGAAUUCUCGGAGAUUGUCGUGUUUCUAAAGUACGUGAGCCGUGCAAAAGACGUUAUCCCGGUGAGGAAGCUCUGCUUCACGAUUCAAACCUCUUCGAGUUUGUUCAAUGGCGCGAGAAUUCCGAUGGAGAUGAAGGAUUCUUCCACUGUUUCAGAGAUGAGGAACGAAUUGCUGGCGAGCAAGACGAUCCCCAGAGACGAAUAUAUAUUCGUCCACAAGCAACGGAUCAUGCGUGAAAGCUGCAGCCUGAGGUGGCAUGGCGUCGAGAAUGGCGACACCCUUUUCGUUUUCAAAGGGUCCAUUAGCCGUGGCAACUUCUGAUACACCGAGGAACCCGAUUUGAAUUUCGAUCGGUUUCGAUACCUAUUCCCCCCAUUUUGCGACUGUAACACCA
Tarenaya hassleriana is the source of this 832-nucleotide messenger RNA. RefSeq lists its product as uncharacterized. The record is from RefSeq and is a predicted model, not a curated record. NCBI's taxonomy places the organism in Eukaryota, Viridiplantae, Streptophyta, Magnoliopsida, Brassicales, Cleomaceae. Gene Ontology annotation, biological process: proteasome-mediated ubiquitin-dependent protein catabolic process. Gene Ontology annotation, cellular component: cytosol; nucleoplasm. Bases 1 to 759 code for a protein of 252 amino acids. The transcript is spliced from 2 exons. Gene Ontology annotation, molecular function: proteasome binding; ubiquitin binding; polyubiquitin modification-dependent protein binding.